AACUCACAACAGAUAGGAAGUACUUAAAACAUCCCAACUUUUAGUGCAUUUCGUUUAAGGCUUCAAACAUUCAUAAUUUCACGAGAAAGACACGUCAGAAGUUACGAUUUUGUGCCCAUCAUUAGUUAAUGAAAACAAUGGAUUUACACAAUGUCAAAUUAUCGUGACCACUCAAUGGAUUCUUAAUAUGUGGUUUUAUGCCAUCCUCUCUUGUAUGCUUAUAGUUUUAUUUCUAUCAUCAUAACCCUUCAUAAUUGUUUUUAUGGAUUUCCAAAUUUACAAGGUAGUAUAUAUUUUAUGCUUACGACUUCUGGACCUGUCUACAGAUUAAUGAAAUAUGUAUCAACCGACGGUUAUUCCUACCUGAAGCUUAGUUCAUGGUACUCCACUAGUUCGUAGUCAGCCAUUAGACUGUGGUGCCAGUUCAAUGGAUCCCGUCAACUAAGUAAACAAUGCUAAUAACAUUCCUAAUCUAGCCUCUAAGCAGUGGCUUUGUUGGACUCAUGAGCUUCGUGAACGGUUUGUCGAUGCCAUGGCACAACUUGGUGGAUAAGAUCGAUGGAAAGACGUUUUCCAAGGAAUACGAAGCAGUUGAGGGAAUGUUAGACAGAUGCUAUAUUUCCCCAUACUUCAUCACAAAUCAGAAGAACCAGAAAUGUGUAGAGUUGGAUUCGAGUGAAAAACACCGCCCAUCUGAUACAAAUGUCACAGGUGCAAGGUGCUUGUGCAUUUGAUACAGCGCUGCCCAACCACUGGAUAUCUGAAUUAUGACUUAGAAAUAGUGAAACCUCCCACUGCAAUCUCAAGUCUAUGCUAAUGGCUAUACCUGGAGACUCGUAUGCAUUACCAAGUGGGGCUAUUGCAGUGUUGAAGCCAAAUGAGUAAGUAGUUUCUAGAAAUUCAUAUCGACCUUUUUAUGUAGAGGGUGCGAUGUUCUGAGCUAGGAAUUGAAGAGGAGACAAUACGGGCCUUUUAUGUUGAUUUUGUUAGAGAGAUUUUUAUUGUUGUUCUUUUCCUUUAUGCUGAUGGGAGCAAGGCCCACUUCUGCUAAUUACCAAUCCCGUAUGUACCAAAUUGAAUUGGGGUGUUACUUUUUUUUUUUUCCAUAACAAGUUUGUUAUCCACAGAUUAUUCAUAACUUCAUAGAUAUGAAAGAAGUUACAUUUUGGAAAUUAGUUUUUAAGCAAUCCUUCGUAAAUAAGUGUCGUCAUGUGACGAUAUUUGUUAGUUCUCAGACCAGUGGCAUGAUUUUGAUCUAUUGAACUUCAGCAAAGGAGGAGGAAAAGAAGAGUAUGCACCUUUUAUUUUAAUCCUUAUUGUACUUGCACAAAUAUAGUGUAUGUUCUGCUUUGGCUGAUUAAUCCAUUCAUAUUUUCUACAGGACAGAGAUUGGAAAGCAUGAGAUGAACAAAAUAUAUGCAACAAAGGAUGAUUGUAUACUGAUGAAAAAUUAUUCUUUUCGAACUUCUCUGAAGUUAUCUUUGUUCUUCGUUUUA
Molecule: messenger RNA, 1496 nt
Organism: Olea europaea var. sylvestris
Lineage: Eukaryota; Viridiplantae; Streptophyta; Magnoliopsida; Lamiales; Oleaceae
Product: chaperonin CPN60-1, mitochondrial-like
Exons: 5
Coding region: 504-734 (76 amino acids)
Source: RefSeq, a predicted model, not a curated record